AUGGCCUCUCGAGUUGUCACGCCCGACACGGCCUCGUUGUCGUCGGCCCACCGCUCCCAACCCUCGCUCCACGGCCGACCCAACACCCAAGUCUUCACACUCGACACCUUUAGCAGUGCGGAUUUUAUCGUCAAGGAUUUCGUGGAAUCUCUCUCCGACGCCGCCGCCCCCGCCCGUCGUUCCGCUCCAGCUAAUGCGGGCUCCCAUGUCUCCAACACUGCCUCCUCCAGCCAGGCAUUCGACCCAAAACCCUUGAUCCGCACCUUUGAAUAUGCUCUGGCCCGAUUGAAGACUUUGAGUGAAGACUUACAGGAACGAGAGGACGAAUUAAGCGCGAGUGUGCGACGGGCCGAGGGACAGCACAAUUCAAACAUCAAAUCACGCGAGCAGGAACUCGAACGUGCCAUUGCUUCAUUUCGAAGAUUGGAACGGACGUUGGACGGAGACGGCGAUGGAGAGGCUGAUGAUGGCGGGAACGCGGCCAUGCGGAUCGGCGAGAGAUUGGAGGAAUUGGACCGACAGAGGCAGCGGGCGCAGGACGCCAAGUUCAUCUUGCAGUGCUGGGUCGAGGUCAGUGAGCGGGGAGAAUUGACGUCGUUGGAUGAUGUCAGGAAAAUGGGUGGAGGCGAGGGAAAGGUGAGAUGUGCGCAUAUCGCGAGGCAAUUGUUGAAGAUUUCCCAACGAUUAGAUUCCACGACAACAUCAGCAUCGGCAUCAUCCCCACACGACCACACUCCCAAGCUGAAUGGGAAUGGGAAUGGGAAUGGGAAUGGUCACGGAGGACCGUGGCAUCACACCAGGGAGAUUAUCGAGAAGUUCCUGGAAAUGCUGGAAAAGGACCUGCUCAAGUCGUUUGACGACUUUUACCGUCGACAAAAUUUUGAUGGCAUGCGGGAAUGUGCUUUGGCCUUGCAUGAUUUCAGUGAUGGCAACUCGGUCAUCUCCCUCUUUGUCAACCAGCAUCAGUUCUUCAUCGAUCGAUCCCAGCUCGUGACGGAAGAAUUGACCUCUGACAAUGAUGCCUGGGAACGACUGGCAGAUCCGGAUACCGAGCCGCCUGGUGUGGAACCCUCCCUCCAAUCCCUUGUUGAUGAGGUCAAGGUCGUGGUGCAAGAGGAAUCCUUCAUCAUCAAACGUGCAUUUCCAUUUGAGAACGAAGUCCUUGCCCGCUUCCUCCAACGAGUCUUUCAACAAUCUAUUCAGCAACGCCUGGAAAUGGUCCUCAACAAGGCAGAUGAUGUCUCGUCACUGGCCUUCCUCCGCUCUCUCCAGGCAUCUCGCUCCUACAUCGCCUUGCUGGUCGAGGACCUCAAAACUCAUGGCUUGACUGAACACCCCGACCCGUGCACACCCUCCAUAGCUGCCGUCCUCGACCAACAACUCGACGAACUCUACAUCCCCUACUUUACAGGCACGUCGUACAUUGAACGUGAGAAGCGAUCUCUAUCAGAACUCUUCGAAGGCCUCCUCUUCAAGUUCGCCCUCUAUCACUCCCGGAGGAGAAGAGUCCAAAUCCACUCCAACUCAUACCUCUCCGCCAUCUCCGCCCGUAGCAAAGAAUUCCUCUCCAGUGCAAGAGAUGCCUACAUGGAACGUCUCGACAGCGCGGACCUUCAACCCGGUCAAAAAGCCACCCUCCUCCGCGUGGCCGGCUUGGGAAAGGAAAAAGACGCCACGCCGGGAGCAUCAUCAGCAGAUGUAGUGACCGACGAAGACGGCCAGCUCAGUCUCCCAUUCACCAAGCGAAUGCUCAAAUGGCUGGCCGAAGCGGUGGGAAGAAGUUUAGAGCUCUCGACCAGUCUGGAAACACCCAAGGAGAUUCGAGAAUUACUACACCUCCUCCUCUCCAAUGUGGGAGAAAUCUACCUCGAAACUGCAUUAGAUGCUGCCACAGACGCCGCCACUUCCGCAGAACAGUCCUCCAAAUCCGAACCCGAUUUGUCAUACAUCACCGACCUCCGCGCAGCGAUCAGCGUGCUGCACCUCAUUCAAACGACAUGCACAUUGCUUCUCCUCCCUCUUGCCGCCACAAACCGUAGUCUUCAUCGAGAUCUCACCAAGCAGUCGGAGAGUUUCGUGGAGAGAAUGGAAAGCAAAAUCGACGGAAUUCUUCAAAAGACUCUAGACGCGGCACUAUUGUGGACGGCAAAACUAUUGGCCACGCAAAAGAAGACGGAUUUCCGACCCAAAGACGAGACGGCGUUGCAAUUGGAUCAAUUACAAACAGGGACUUGUCAGGCCGUCUACGCCUUUCUGUCCCGAUUGCACUCCCGUCUCUCAUCGACUCUCUCCGGCCGAGUGCUCGAGCAAGUUUCCUUGGAACUCGCCAUUGGAUUCCGAACCCUCCUUCUGCAACACUUUAAAUCUUUCCAAGUCAGUUUGACGGGAGCGUUGGUGGUGUCCAAAGACAUGACGCUGUAUAUUGAAUUGUUGAAGAGUUGGGAUGUGGGAGGGGAGGAAGGAUUUGAAGGGAGUUUGGAAGUGUUGACGGAAGUCGCGAAUGUGUUCGUGUUGGGGAGUGAGGCGCUGAGGGACCGGAUCAUGACGCAGGGCGGGAAAGGAUGGAGUGGAGGCGAUUUGAGGGCGUAUGUUUUGAGGAGGGAGGAUAGUGGGAGUGUUGGGGUGUUGAGUUUGUUGGGAGGGCUGUAG
Ramularia collo-cygni is the source of this 2649-nucleotide messenger RNA. RefSeq names its product related to exocyst complex 100 kDa component. Lineage: Eukaryota; Fungi; Ascomycota; Dothideomycetes; Mycosphaerellales; Mycosphaerellaceae. The transcript has a single exon. Gene Ontology annotation, cellular component: cytoplasm; exocyst. Bases 1 to 2649 code for a protein of 882 amino acids. The record is from RefSeq and is a predicted model, not a curated record. Gene Ontology annotation, biological process: Golgi to plasma membrane transport; exocytosis.